Molecule: messenger RNA, 516 nt
Organism: Haemonchus placei
Lineage: Eukaryota; Metazoa; Nematoda; Chromadorea; Rhabditida; Trichostrongylidae
Source: the annotation of a GenBank genome assembly
AUGACAGUAUUGCUAGGCGGGAUGGAGAUCUCGGCAGCUUCUCUGGCAGCUAUCGUUCGUAAUGCCGACACAACAACUGUCGACCACGUACGUCUAGCGAAUCAACUACGUGCAUCGGCUAGUUGCAGUGAAUUUGGCAACGGUAUGGUUGACGUUGUGCUAUACACGGACGAGCAGCCGGAGAAGCAACCGGCUGCACGAUUCUGCUCAAAAAGAAGGAUAUCAACUGGUGGUUGUGGAGAAAACCCAGCGAAAAUUGUUCGACACCUUCGUGACCAAUUGGAAUGUACAAAUGUAUUCCGGAAGAUUCAAAUCUUGGAAGGUCUAUUUUCUGUUUACCUUGGACUCACCACAACUAUACGACGCCAAUCACUUGUACAUCCGAAUGGUCGGGUAAUUGAGUGGAGUGGAGGUGCGGGACGAGCAAAUCUUAUUACUGGACUACUCAUCCCUCUAACGCUGUACUUUGGAAGAUACGAGUGCGAUGAUGUCUUCGGAAGCCAAGGGAAUCCUUAG